UCCUCCCUCCCCGCAGCUGCACCGCGACUCAGAGCCCGCCGUGCCGGAACGCAGGCGAGCGUGAUGGCCCGCGAGGAGCUGGCGGUGGCCGGCGAGGAGGCGGCGGCGGCGGCCGCCGAGGGGGGCGGCCUGCUGCUGGAGAUCGUGAGCUCCCCGCUCAACCUGACCCUGCUGAGCCUCUGCCUCUUCCUGCUCUACCGGAUCCUGCGGGGAGAGCAGCCCGCGGCGCAGGCGGGCGAGGCGGACCCGCCGCCGCUGCCCAAGAUGAAGCGCCGUGACUUCACGCUGGAGCAGCUGCGGCUCUACGACGGGGUGCGCGACCCCCGCAUCCUCAUGGCCAUCAACGGCAAAGUCUUCGACGUGACCCGUGCCAGGAAGUUCUACGGGCCCGAGGGCCCGUAUGGGAUUUUUGCUGGAAGAGAUGCAUCCCGAGGUCUCGCCACUUUCUGCCUGGAUAAGGAGGCUCUGAGAGAUGACUAUGAUGACCUCUCUGAUCUCAACGCUACACAGCAAGAGACCUUGAGGGACUGGGAGUCACAAUUCACUUUUAAGUAUCACCAUGUUGGUAACCUGCUGAAGGAGGGGGAGGAACCCACUGUAUACUCUGAUGAAGAAGAGAAAGAUGCCAAGGAUGCAAAGAAAGACUAGAAAGUGCAGCGAGGAACAAUCUGGUUUUGAAUUGUAAAGGAUCAUUUGUAACAUUCCACUUCUUUUUAUAAGUUGCAACAGCAGCAAUGCUUACAAAAGGUCCAGAGUUACACUGAGUUGUUUCUAUUCAAAGGUUUUCUUCUCAAAUUCAGUGGUAAACCACUAAAGGUCUAAGAUUUGUCUUCCUUUAAACCUGCAUAUCUGAAGUAUGCACAAAAAUGUCUGCUGAUAAAGUAAAUUUUGGCAAUAAAGGACUACUUCUGUUUUUCCUCUAUCACCAUUUAGCACAGAGUAAGCUGAAAUCCAGAUUUUAAUUCAGAACCUAGCACUGCAGGCACAAGCACGAGAGUAACUUCACAUAUGCAACACAAAUUCCACUAACUCUUGUUUCACAUUAGUUCUCUGGGAUCUGGGUCUUGGAUGGUAAUUCCUUUAGAAAAAAGGAUUAUAUUUUAUUUGUCCAUGAAGCAUCAUGCUCAUUUGUUGUGCAAUGUAAUUCAAUAUUACGUAAGAUAAUUUGGCUUUUAAGGAGUUACACACUAGCUUACAGAAGGAACUGCUUUUAAAAAAGGUAAGAAUGCUUGAGACGUUAAAUCACUUCUAGAUACUUAAAAAAUUAAUACUGAUGAAUACUUGAUGUAUUCAGUCAUGCAUAAUGAUGCAUGGAUUAAUACUCUUAAAGCACAUCUGAAGUGUUACGAAGAGUUAAGAUACUACAUGUAAACUAGAAAUCACUAAAAAACAGGUACAUCAUGAAGUGUGACUCAACUGGACUAUUCAUUUAUUUUUCCUCUUACUAAAACUCUUCUGUGAAUUUUAAUGAAAUGGUUUUAAACAGGGAAGAUAAGCUGCAAUUGAUUCCUAGGCCUAAAAAAGGCAACUUGCUGGUAUGGUGUGAUUAACAAGUGCCCUUGUACAUGCAGCUUUAACCAGCAGAAAAAAUGUUACUGUUCAACAUACAAGUUUCCUGUACAAAAUAAAACAACAUGGUAUAAGCUG
Messenger RNA from Pezoporus flaviventris, 1647 nucleotides. RefSeq names its product progesterone receptor membrane component 1 (gene PGRMC1). The record is from RefSeq and is a predicted model, not a curated record. Lineage: Eukaryota; Metazoa; Chordata; Aves; Psittaciformes; Psittacidae. Bases 64 to 648 code for a protein of 194 amino acids. Gene Ontology annotation, cellular component: endomembrane system; membrane. The transcript is spliced from 3 exons.